CAAAAGUGUCGCCGCCCAAAGCAAAAUCACGCGGAGUAAAAACAGUUGUUCGAAGAGCAGAUCAGUGCGAAAACUGCGUUGAAUUAAGGCUGCGGAAAAUGUUUCAUUUGCUGCUCCUCGGGCUAGUGCUGGUCUCGGCCCAGUGCCACCAUCCCCAUCGGAAUCCCAGACAAGUCCGAUACUCACCGGAGCUGAUAAACGAGCUGCGGGACUUUACGAAGCUCAUACCAAGUGCCACCAUCGAUGAGCUGGUGGCGGAGCACUUGAUCACCGACUCGGGCUUUCGCAAGGCGGUCAAAUUUCUACGGAGCUCCGACUUCAAGCGAUUACAGCAGCGCGCUGAGGCCCUGCCGGAGGUCGUGGAGGUAAUCAACUUUGUGCACCUCAACGAUACUGCUGCCAGGUCGAAAAUCCGCUUUUGGCCCGUAUACUCGCAACGCCACACGAAUCGUAUCCAGCGUCGGAGUGUGUACAAUGUCCAGGGCUCUCGAUGGGACACCAGCGAGGAGGUGAUUCUAGUGCUCAUGCAGCAGCCAUCAUCUGCAGGGGAAUCACUGGGUUCCUUUAUCAGCUUUGUCCGGGAUCUACUGACGCAUCUGCCUCGUGACCGCUUUGUGGCGCUCAUCGGUGAGAAGCGCCAGCGCAGUCCCCUAUUCGCCAAGUUCUACGAGGCCCUGCGGAGUCCACAGUUCAAAACAAUGGUGGAGGCAGCUAUGAGCUCAAAGAACGUGGCCAGUGUGAUCCGGGAACUGUCCGACCAUGAUAUUGAUGCACAGAGCCUGAAAACAAUUGGCUACGAAGUUAUCUCCUGGGGUCCAGCCUAGUGGGGGCCGGCCUCUGCUCUUCCACAGAUACAUGCCUCCUAAUAAAAUCAGAUGCGAGGUAUUUUUAAACAAAAGCGCUCGAACCUAUGGUUAUUUGCAAGAUGAAAAGGGCAAGCUCUGGUGGCGGCUGCUCAUUCAAUUCGAGGCUAAUGAAAAUUCGUGUUACAUAUCCUGGAAA
Messenger RNA from Drosophila miranda, 1002 nucleotides. RefSeq lists its product as uncharacterized. The record is from RefSeq and is a predicted model, not a curated record. Lineage: Eukaryota; Metazoa; Arthropoda; Insecta; Diptera; Drosophilidae. The coding region runs from base 99 to 824 and encodes 241 amino acids. The transcript is spliced from 2 exons.